Chiloscyllium plagiosum (whitespotted bambooshark) is the source of this 735-nucleotide messenger RNA. The record is from RefSeq and is a predicted model, not a curated record. Lineage: Eukaryota; Metazoa; Chordata; Chondrichthyes; Orectolobiformes; Hemiscylliidae.
AUGGCAAAUACCGAGUCGGAUGGGUUGGAUUUUUCCGCUUUAGUGGAUUCCCCGCCACCAGCUCCUCCUUCUCCACCCCCUCCGCCACCGCCUCCUCCAGACGAGGGCGAAGUACUUGAUAUUGCUGUUGCGGUGAAGAAGAAGCGCCGACCGUAUCGUCACAAGAAGUUUGGCUGCACGGUAGCUGAACAGAUCAUGAAAGUAGUGGCGGCCAAUAAAGAGCGCCGGGGUUUGUCGGUGGCUGCUAUGAAGAAGCUGUUGUCGGCCAGUGGUAGUAACAUUGGGCACAACAGCUCGCCGCAUAACCGGGCCAUGCGGAACACGGUUAAACGAAGUCCCCUGGUUAAGACAUCGGGCAGUAUUGGUGCAUCGAGGUUGGCCCGUAUGGGUGGAGGAGUUAGUAGCAAGCUAGAAACCUGUUCUCAGAGAGACUCUAAGAAAACAUUUCCUCAGAACCGUAGGCGGAGGAGACGGGUAGUGGCCCGGCGGAGGGUGGCAACGGUGAAGCGACCGUCCAGGCCCCGAAAAGUUAGAAAGUGGACCGCACAGAGUAGGAAACGACUGAGUGCUUUGAAAAGGGGUGCGCGAAUGAAGAAAUCACUUGAUAUCCACUCGAGCUCCCAACGUUAUGGUGAAGAGUCCGGUACCCACCCACAGCUUGAACCUAAUCCCCGUCCCUUAGCCAAUAGCGGAGAGUCGACGUGUGAUAAAAACGGCUCUUCUCAGAGCCUUUGA